Molecule: messenger RNA, 6172 nt
Organism: Bactrocera oleae (olive fruit fly)
Lineage: Eukaryota; Metazoa; Arthropoda; Insecta; Diptera; Tephritidae
Gene: Cam
Product: Calmodulin
Molecular function (GO): enzyme regulator activity; calcium ion binding
Source: RefSeq, a predicted model, not a curated record
UUUAAUAUUGGUUUUGUAAUUUCUUUUUUUUAUAUAUCAUUGUAAAUUUUUUUUUUUUUUUUUAAUAUGUUCUGUUUUUUAAAUAUUUUUUGAAAUGCAUUUUAAAACAAAAGUUUGUCAAAUAAUGCAUAACAUAAACACACAAUGCUAAAAAAUUGAUGAAUAAAUAGUCUUAUCCAUAUAAUAUAAACUUACAUACCCACAUUUACAUACAUAUGUACGUUUUUUUUGUAUGCUUUAUGAACUAACCCAUGCUUCUUAUAAAUUACCUACAUACAUACAUAUAUAUACAUGCAUACAUAUUUAUGAGUCAUGAAUGAAUGUCGGUUUCCGAUGUCGCGAUCACUUGCGCCAGCGAAGUCAGCACCAUUUAUUUUUGCCGGUCGCUUUUUGUUGUUAUCUAGUUUAUUUGGCGCUUUUUGUAGAUUUACUUGUUUGACAACAUUUAAGAAACUAGCGCGUGUGUUUAUACAUACAUACAUAUGCGCAAAUGUAUAUAUAUAUGUAUAUAAUAUAAUAAAUAAGCUUUUUAUAUACCAAUUUUCGAGUGUAUACUUUAAGAUAAAAUAAUUUACUAAUGUGCAAAAUUUACCCAGCGUGGUUUAUCACAAACAAAAAGUUGUUGAUUAAGUUUUAGGUUAGAAGUCUAUACAACAGUUUUGCGUUUUUUUUUUCUUAGAUAUCCUAUAUUUUAAGUAAAGAAUUAGUGAGCUCAUACACUAUUUUUAAAAAUAUUGUCGGUUAAGCUACUUUGCAAAUAUUUGUUUUUAAAUUUCUAUAUUUUAUGAAAAUAAUUAUUGUGCUCACACCUACAAUUUUAAUAAAUUUACCGCUUUGCCUACCAAUUUGUAAAAAACUUUUAAGUAAGAAACAAAUUUAUUUGCUGAAGUAUAAACGCCAUAUUAUUGUUAUUAGUUCCAAUUUACGCCAAUUUCCAAUGGAAAUUCAAAUUUUCUUCGAAUAGAUACAUUUUGUAAACAUAUUAAUUCUACGUACACGUAUUCUUAACAUUAGCCAGAAUUGCAGUAUUUUCUUAGUUUUCAACCAAAUGCCAGCCUAUUUACCUUGUGUACGAUUAUUUAGCUAUUAAUAAUUCAAAUAAUUCAAAAUUCGAACUAUUAUUUCCAGUAAAUACUUUUAGCGAUGACAAAAUCGAUUUUUAUAUUCUUGUACAUACUAUGUACAUAUAUAGUUAGAUGAAUAGUUUAGAUUUUUAAAGACUUUUAGUAAAUUAUACCAACGUUCGUAUUUCCCACGCGAUUUCGAAAUUCAAUUUUUUUUUACUUUUAUAUAUUGUACAUACAUACUCGAAUGUACCAAAGUUAUUUCGUUGGUAUGCAAAACUGCUCAUACCAUACUCUGCUCGUUUUAAAUACCUAUGCAUAUAUGUAUAUGUAUAUAUAUGCAUAAAUAUACAAUAUGUGUGUUGUUAAUACAUAUGUAUGUUUCCUAUUUGUAUGCAUAACUCCACAGCGGUUGGUUCAUCCGCUGACGUCAGUCGCCAUUUCGAGUUGUUGCUUUAAAAGGCAUUAAGCGGAAAUCCAACACUGUCUUUGCGCAUAUACAUACAUACAUAUAUAGUUUAGCAAAUGAUACAUAUCUGUUUCAAGUUAUAUUUAAUGUUUUCGUAUUUAAGUUUUAUUUAUUCGUCUGCUGUCAUUUUUUACGCUAUUUUGUUUUCUUAUUUAUUUAUUAUAUUUUUUUACCUGCAUUUAUUUACACUUUUGACGUGCUGCUUGCUUACGUUUGACAUUACUCAGCGCACUAAAUUGGUUGCUGGCAAGUACGAGUCUGCAUAUCUAAUUCGCAGUGUGAUAAAAUCAAUUUUUGUACAAGAAGUCAACAAUUAUUUUAUUAUAAAGCUUAAAAUUUUAUGUGCCGCCUAUUUCUGUGUAGUUUUCCACGCAUUCCUUUUGCAUAUGCAACAUUUAUUCUUCUUAUUCAAGCGGCAAACACAGUUCACUCUGAGGCAAACAUACAAUUUGACAAUUUCUAAAGUUUUUCAUAGUUGUCAGUCGGCAGUAAAAAAAAAUUAGUGAAAAGCGGCAAACAAAUAUAAGUGCAAAUUUGAAAACAAAAGUUUUUGUAUUGUAAAAGAGCGACAAAAUAGAAGGAAGCUUAUUACAAUUGCGCCAAGCAAAUAAAAAACGGGAAUAAUACAUAAAUAAUUUAUUGCAAAUUAAAAUAAACAUUGUGCUUCAAAGAUAACAAUUUGUUGCCUUGAACUUAUUGCAUAUGUGUUGUAGAGUGCAGCAAUCUUAAAGCAAUUUCAACUGACAUUAUCAGUCUCAAUUUGCCAUUGCUGUCUUUAGAUAUAGCAUAAUUGCUUUGCUUACAUAUAUUUAAUUGCGGCAUUUUUAUACCGUUUCAACCGCAGUUCAGCAAAACAGUACAAAUAAUAAUAAUUUUGAUUAAAAAUCAUUAAAAAAAACGCUAAAAAAUAAUCAACAAUUCUAUAUUUUGAAAACAUAUUAUUGAGUGUGGGAAUACUUUAAUUUAUAUUUUUUUAUUUCAUACAAAAUGGCUGACCAACUUACAGAAGAACAAAUCGCUGAAUUCAAAGAGGCAUUCUCGCUCUUCGAUAAAGAUGGUGAUGGCACCAUCACGACAAAAGAAUUGGGCACAGUGAUGCGAUCACUGGGACAAAAUCCAACAGAAGCCGAACUGCAAGACAUGAUAAAUGAAGUCGAUGCUGACGGCAAUGGCACCAUUGACUUCCCCGAGUUCUUGACAAUGAUGGCACGUAAAAUGAAGGAUACCGAUAGUGAAGAGGAGAUUCGAGAAGCCUUUAGAGUAUUCGAUAAGGACGGCAAUGGCUUCAUUUCAGCGGCUGAAUUGCGUCACGUCAUGACAAACUUGGGGGAAAAGUUAACAGACGAAGAAGUGGAUGAAAUGAUCCGGGAGGCUGAUAUCGAUGGUGACGGUCAGGUCAAUUAUGAAGAAUUCGUGACUAUGAUGACAUCGAAGUGAGCAGAUAAAUUACUUGUUUUUAAGCCUUUCUAUGUUUUUAAGAUGUUGACGAAGACUGUAGCUGGGCGCAACAACAUCGCGCGACGCUGUUGCUAUGGAAACCAUGAAAAAGAAAUAUAAAAAAAGAAAUAUAUAAAUCUUGAGCAAAAGGGAGAAUUAAAUAUAUAAAAAAAAUAUUAAAACAAAAAGAAGAAGAAGAAAAAAAACAGAAUACAUUAUAAUAAAUUACACUUUAAUAUUUAAAAUAAAGAUAAAAAAUAAAACUUACAACUCAAUGUAAUAAUGAUGAUAAAGACAUACUAUACAGACACAACACACACACACACACAUCCAUACACAUUCACUUAAACAACAACAACCACAUGCAAAUAUACAUAAGCGUAUGCUCUAAAGCUAGCAAACAACAGAACAUUUCCUAUAUAUUAACAAGCAUUACGAACACUGAACACCAACAGCAACAACAACAACAAACAACAACUUAGUACUUACCAUACAUAUAUUAGCUAUAUUUAUUGUGUGCAUCAGGCGCAAGGUCCAUUUGUAACAAAUGGGUCCUCCUCUUAAUAUGCGCAUAGAGCGAUGCCGCAAUCGUGUACUAAUUGAUGAAAUUGUGUUUAGAAGAAAUUCAAAUUAAAAAAGAAUUAAGAAAUAAAUAAAAUUUGAAUGAAAAAAUAAACAACUUUUUGCUGAUGUUUACUCUACACACAUAUACAUACAUACACAUAUGCACACAUAUUACGAAAUAUUUAAUUAGUCAAAUAAUGGCAAGCAUAACAACUAGCUGUGAAAACACACACACACACACAGACAUACACACAUAUUUAGAGAUUGUAAAGCGAAAAAAAAAAACGAAUGGAAAGCGAGUUAACUUGCCUACAUACAGACAUUUAUGGCAAAAACGAAAGGUAUAAGUAAAGUGGGAAGAGUAUGUAAGCAACAAAUGCCACAAAGUAACAGUUAAGCAACACAUACGUACAUAUUUAAAUUACAAAAAUAAAAAAGCAAAAAAAAAAGAAGUGAAAUUAUACGCUAUGGAUUAGUAAUAACUGUAAAAUCGAUCAAUCAACCGCAACAAUGACAGACAAAACAACAACAACAAAACAUAAAAACAAUUUACAACAACAAACAUACAGGCAUAUAACAAUAACAAACCCACACACACACACUUAAGCAACAGUCUUAUUGAAUUGUAUUAAAAAAGUUAAAUGAAACCGAAAAGUAACGGAAAGCCAUAGAGAAGCAUUAAGAAACAAAAGCAAAAACGGAAACCAAAAACAAAUAGGCAAUGCAGUACAGUUUUGCGAUGUGUUUGUAGUAGAGAGAGGACAGGACAGGACAGCUUAGGUGACAUUAAAAUAUGUGAACGCAGAGCGUUGAUAAAUAUAGGCAAACAAUGAGAGCAAAAAUACCAACAAUUACAAACAAAACAAAACAACAACAACAUACCAAAUUUCCAACUGCAUAAAGCGAAAACAACAACAGCAAAAGAUAUAAAAAAAGUCAAAUAAAUUAAACAAAAAAAAAAAAAGUACAUGGCAAACAAAAAAGCGGCAAAGCAGAAAACGAAGCGCCGCUUCGUUGCAAAAAUAUUUGCAGUGCAAAAAGCGUGUAAAAAAAUUGAAAAGCAAGCAAAUGAACACAAAACACACAAAUUAUAGAUUGUAGCUAUAAAAGGCAUUUCUAUGCAAGUUAAAGAAGAGCGGCGGCUAGCAGAAAAUUUAAAAUCGAAAAAAUAUUAAUAAAAUAUGUAAAAAAACAACAAAAAUCAGAGUUUUAAGCAUACAAGCUGUAUGCAUGUAUAGAGAAAGGGAGGGUGGCAAGCGGGCCAGAAAACGGAUUUGAGUAGCUAGAACUGAAACCAAAAGCAAUUGAUUGGUCGUGAGCGUUGACGCUGUGUUGAGGUGGCGUGUUUAGCAGAGCAGCUGCAAAGUUAAUAUUUAAGAGAUUUUAUUUUUUUAAACGAUUUUUGUUAAUUAUUUUAUAAUUUUUUUUUGUUUAAAAAUUGGUUAAUUUUGUAAAAAUAUUUUUUUAACAAUUUUUUUUUUAUUAAUUUUUUUAAAAUAUUUUUACAAUUUUUUUUUUAAUAUUUUAAAAGUAUUUUUUAACAAUUUUUUUUAUUAAUAUUUUUAAAAUAUUUUUUAACACUAUUUUUUUUUAAAUAUUUUAAAAGUAUUUUUUAACAAUUAUUUUUUAUUUUUUUUUUAAUAUUUUUCUUGGCCUUUUUUUUUAAAUUUUUUUUAUACAAAUUUUGUUAAGAAUUUAAUUUAACAAUUUUCUAUAUAAUUUUAUAUAAUAUAAAAACAUGAAUUUAUGAACUUAUUAAAAUAUAGCCAAUACCAGUUUUUAGUAAGUCUAACACGCACAUGCACACGCUGGCGCACAACGAGCUGCAUUGCAGACAACAACUAGGUAGGCAUGCGCAUGCGUAUGUGUUUUGUGACUGUGAAUGAGUGAUUUUUUUUGGAAAUUCAGUAGAAAAUUACGAAAUUUGCUGCAUAACUUAGGGCGUACUAACUGCUGUGCAUACGUGUAGCAUACAAAAAUUGGUUUUGUUUCAAUUAUUUUGCAGGCGAAAAUUUUUCAGCGUCAACGAAAGCUGCAUGCGGCGUUGCGUACAAGCGAUUGUCGAUUGUAACGCCUAAAAGUAGACCACGCACUUAAGUAUUAUUUUCAAAUUGAAAUUGAAAUUUAAAAUUAUACAAUUUUUUUUAUUCAUUUAUAGCGAAUCCGGCAAGCUUCCAAAGCGAAGGUGUUGAUUUUUUUAAGAUUGGAACAACUGCAAAAGUAAAAAAAUGAAUUUCCGCUAAGCAUUCACAAUCAACAAACGCUUGCGUCUGCGCUGCGCUCUACACAAUGGCGCGACGGCGUGUUUUGUGUGCGUGUGGCGCUGACUCGAACUCGGACGACGAAAAAAACAGCAACAACAACAAAAAUAUGUACAUUUCCCAUUGUACCUACAUAAUAUAAUAUAUAAAAAAAAGCAACAACAAAAAAUUACACUAUAUAAUAAGUAAUAUAUACAUACAAACAUACAUACAUAUGUACAUCAAUGCAUGUAUGAUAAAAGCAGCAAAGCAAAAAAAAAUAACAACAAACAAAAAGGAAAGAAAAUAAAAUGCAAGAAAGUUUAAUCAAAUGUGUGCUUUAGACAGCCAGUCUCAGUACUACAGUCUUAGUCUGUCGACAGAAACAAAAACAAAAA